CUACGUUGAAUAACAUACGCAAUCCCCUCAUCCAGAUUGCAUAUGGUUUUGAUUUUUGACCCAUCUAAAUUUUGAUAUUUUCCUUUAUUUCCUCUUUAAUUUUAAUUUUUGCCAUUUCCUACCUCUCUCGCUCCAUCCACUCUGUGAAAGCCUGAAACUAAUGUACUCUCUUUUUUCAUAAGAUGAGAAUCUUAAUUUCGUGAGGACGAAAUUAAAUAAGGAAUUUUAUUUUUUCCAUCAAAAAAAGGAAAAUUCUUUUUCCUGGAAAAGAAAAAUGGUGCAGACCCUUUCAUGGAGUAGUGCCUUAACAACCUCCGGAAACACGGCUGUUUAUGGAACAGAGGUAGUGGGAAGGAGGCAUUUUGAGAUAACUGGAAAAGCCCAUAUGAAAUCUGGGAUUGGUAUACAAGCUCUCUGGCAUGGGUAUGUACCAAGUUUUUACUUUAAUGGCAAACCCAAUUUGUUAAAGAAAAGGAAUUUGGGGGUUAAAGCCGGGUGGCCAUUUAGAGGAGGUGAUCAGGCGUUGGAUGCAAGCUCAGAGCGUAGUGAGACUGCUAAUGAGGAUAUACUGAUUUUCUUUUUCCAGCUAGAUUUGGCUACUCAAGUACAGCGUGCUUUGAAUUUGGAAGAAUAUGAAAUUGCACAGCAACUUAGAAGCAAGCUUACUGAGGUUGAAGCAGAAAUCCUUAAGCAGCAAGAUGCAAAAAGAGGUUUAUCAUCAAAGAGUGAAGCCCAAGAUAAGGCUAUAAGUCUUGUGCGUCUACGCGCAGAACUGCAGAAUGCAAUUGAGAAUGAGAAUUAUGCUUUGGCAGCUCAAUUACGGAAUGACAUUUCCAAACUCGAGGCAGAAUCUUUGGCUGCAUCUGCAAAAGCAUUGGCACAUGAAAAUGCACAAUAUGCAUUUCGUUUGGGACAGAAAGUUCAGCAUAAAAUUUUUGGUUAUCGAGCCGUAGUUUGUGGGAUGGAUCCAGUGUGUUGUGAAUCAAGUUCAUGGAUGGAAGCUGCACAGGUUGAAAAGUUGUCUAGCGGUCCUAGUCAGCCAUUUUAUCAGGUCUUGGUUGAUGUAUAUGCAGACCCCAAUCUACUAGUGACAUAUGUUCCUGAGGAGAAUCUUUUAGCCCCAGAGCAACCAGACUUGAGAAGGUUCGAUCAUCCCUAUGUUUCUUUUCUAUUUUACGGGAUGGAUGCAGCUGGAGAUUUCAUUCCUAUCAAGCAGUUGCGUGAAAAGUACAACAGGCCCCGGCAUGAAAUUCCCCUUGAUCCAGAAGGUGAUGAAGGUGGACGCAUUGCAUGAACAAAUGAGGCCUGAUGUCCAUAGCAGUUUGCUUCAAACGUAUCAUUGGUGUCUCCGGAGAAACAUCACAUUCCUUGCCAGAACAACCAUGAAGCAAGCGUAUGACACUGAUUUCAUGUAUUAUAGCCAUAGUAUAUCUCUUUCCUUCUUUUUGCCUUUCCUAGAGUAAAAAUGAUACUUUCUGAUCAGUUGGAGAUAUCAUCCAUUAAACCUUUUACUGAAAUCAGAAAUUUUCUGGCAUGAAUUGGUUUUCACCACUCACUGAUUACGGUUCCUGCUAUAGUAACAUUAUAGUUAUUUAUAGUGAAAGCAUACGAGGAUAAGGAUGAACUAUUAUUGAUUUCGACGGAUUCAAGGAUGAGAUUAAACAUGGCCAUAUGAUCCAUACAGGCUAAACCAAUUUGGUGUCGCAUAAAAGAUCGCCUUUGAGGCCAUUUAUUAUGAACAAGGAGUGGACUUUCUUGAGAGAAUCGAUAUUUUUGCAGAAACCCAGGAGAGCAAAACACGGGUUUGAAGAAAUUAAUUGCACUGAAGCUUGAGACAUAUCCAUCGAAGGGUUGUCAUUAGUGUAAGAAAGACAUCCAUUGAAGGUUAAGAUUUUCUCUUGUUAAGAGAAACUGAAAACUUGAGUGAGAAGCUUUAUCACCAUUUUUAUUCAAGUUUAAAGCUUUCUGGUUAAACCAUCCCGCCAUUUUGUAACGUGGUUUGGUUUUUUCAGUAAUGAUUCGGUUGUUCUUUUCAAAGUAACUCCGAGACUUACGCAAUUUAUUUGUUUCUCUCAAAAGGAUUGUCUUUGACACCAUUUUGUCGGUGUAAAGGUAUGUUUGGUCGGACACGCAAUCCAGUUUAUGUUUCCUCUU
Molecule: messenger RNA, 2154 nt
Organism: Durio zibethinus
Lineage: Eukaryota; Viridiplantae; Streptophyta; Magnoliopsida; Malvales; Malvaceae
Product: uvrB/uvrC motif-containing protein
Molecular function (GO): DNA binding; protein binding
Source: RefSeq, a predicted model, not a curated record